GUUGAAAGUGAUUCUUUUCACUUUGUAGAAAUUCACGUUGGAAAUGUUAUCAGAAACUUUGGAUCUUUACGUCUAUCUAAAAAAUAUAGGACAAAGUAAACUUGCAGAAACCUUAUCUAUAUUACCUGGACCAAAAAUAUUGCUCUUUGAACACGCCUUAUAUGAUAAUAGGUUAGGACUCCCCAGGAUGUUAGACUUGUGGACGGACAAUACUUUUUUAAAAGAGCACGGUGUUCAAAGUUUUGAGAAUUUGGGAGUUUUUUCCAAAAGAUUGAAACAAAUACCGGAAGAUUCUUUAUCGGAUGCUUUGCAACAGAUGUCGAUCAAGCAGUUUGUGUUUAUUGUCCGAACAGGGAGAGUGGACGCUGCUAAACAAAUUAGUGAGGUCGUGAGCAUUCUCUCUUCAACGAGGAGCACCCAUCCUGUGUCUGCGAACGAGGACACUUUUCGUUUCUUAUGUGUUUUGAUACCCAGAAAAAGCUCAGUUUUCGAAUUUUAUUUUGAACAAGCUGGAUUAGAUCCUUUCAUAGAGUUUACAGAGUUACCGUUGGGGUUUGCUGCUGUCGAAAGAGAUCUGUUGACAUUGGAUCAACCUCAUAGUUUUAGAGAUAUGACUAUCGAUGGUGAUUAUAAUAACAUUCUUCACUUGGCACAGUCCUUGAUAGAGUUGGAGGAAGUGUUGGGACCAUUCCAACAUAUACGAGGAAUAGGUAAAAAUAGUUGCAGACUUUCAAAGUAUUUAUCACGAUAUUAUAAUGAAAAAAGAACAAAAACGCCUAGGCCUCGAGGUAGAGGAGCGUCCAUAUCCUCUCAUAUUGAGGGUCAAGACAGUAGUAAUUUAUUGAUGAUUAUAUUUGACCGAAGUGUGGACCUGAUUACUCCAUUAGUAACCCAAUCUAGCUUUGCAGGAUUGUUGGAUGAAACUUUUCAUUUGACCAAUACCAGUUUUGUAUAUGAUGCAAUGAAUCGUGGCUCUUCCAAAGAAACUUCUAUGGAUGAACCAAAGAAGGAAACUAUUCUUGAUAGUCAUUCAACUUGUAUAGCACAUAUUACUCCAAAAGAUUCUGUAUUUGAUCAGUUAAAAGAUCGCAAUUUUUCUGUGGCAACUGAACGACUGGGUACUAUGGCCUCCAGCAUGCGAGACUUUUAUCGGUCGAAGCCUAGUCCAGAACGUGCAGAUAUAUCGGAAGUCAAGGAUUUUGUGAGAAAUCUCACCAGCAUUAAGGCAGAACAGGAAGCCAUAUCAUUUCAUACCGAAUUGGCUUCUGAAAUUUCUAAAAGAACUUUUGAAAGUUAUUCUUUCAAGCAAAAAUACCAUAUAGAGCGACAAUUACUAGAGACUAGCGUUGAAAAGAGUCACGUACACUAUUUACUUGGCUGUAUUGCGAGACAAGAACCAUUACCUAACCUUCUUCGAUUGAUUUGUUUGUGGAGUUUGACGAAUGACGGUAUGGAAGGAGAUACUUUCGAUCUUUUGAUGCGUGAAAUAUUAUCAACUUAUGGGGUUGGCACCAUUGUAUUGUUACAAAACUUGGAACAGGCAGGUCUCCUAGUAAGAGCUAAGGAUCCUGCAAUUUUCAGUGCUUUAGGAAAACGUUUCUCUCCACCCAAAGUCGCUACUUGGACUGUUUGUCGAACUGCGCUUCGUUUGUUGGUUGAUUAUCAGCCUAAAGAGUCCAUUUCUGAUAUAGAAGAAGCAGAAGCCUUCUCUGGAUAUAUUCCUCUUUCUGCUCGAGUCAUCCAAGGCGCUUUGGAUGACAAUGCUUGGAAAAAGUUGCUAUCUACUCUCUGCACUGUGUUCAAAAAUGGACAUAGUGCUUUUGAAGAAGAUAUAUUGCAUGAACGUUAUCAAGUUUCCAUAGAAAUGAAAAAUAGAAAACCCUUGUUUGAUGCUGUGGUUGUGAUGAUUGGAGGCAUAACGAGAGCAGAAGCUGCAGCAAUGAAAGCGUUGGCCUAUUCCAGUGGAAAGCGUAUCGUUAUUGUUUCUACGACAGUCUUCAAUGGAAAUGGUUGGAUUGAAUCGAUGGUAGAUGAAAGUGAAAAGUGGCCUUUAUAAUAUUAUUUGCUAUAUAAAGUUUGACGUUGGAAU
Molecule: messenger RNA, 2089 nt
Organism: Galdieria sulphuraria
Lineage: Eukaryota; Rhodophyta; Bangiophyceae; Galdieriales; Galdieriaceae
Product: vacuolar protein sorting protein
Exons: 12
Coding region: 44-2056 (670 amino acids)
Biological process (GO): intracellular protein transport; vesicle-mediated transport
Cellular component (GO): vacuole; CORVET complex
Source: RefSeq, a predicted model, not a curated record